AAAUUGAAACAUUUAUACAAAGUGCAACCGACAAGGCUUUCGAACUUGAGAUGGAAGAAUAUGCCUUUCCUGGUCGACAGAACGAUCGACUAUUCCAGUCCGAGCAUCUUCAUGUAACGCACGAAGAGGAUGAAAGCUGUUCACAGUGUCUGACUGAUUGGGAAGUCCAACGAAACAAAGAUAGUGAUGGAAGUGGUUCAAAAGCUCGAUUCUAUCACGGAUGCUGUUGAAGGUGUGGGUACUAAUAUCGUCAAUGCUUAUAAUCAAGGUCAGGCAUCUGAAGAGAAACGUGAGAUUCUGCGACGGCAGGAGCGUGACAAUGACAAAUUUGACAAAGCCCUGAACAAACUGAGGGAUGAGUUACUGUCAACGAAUGAAGCAAGCGUAAAUCUAAGUCAAGGAUCCAGGCAGGAGCCACACCCUGGGACUUGUACCUGGCUAUUUAAUGACUCAAGGUUCAAGAAAUGGAUUGACGAAAAAACUGACACCCCUAUAUUGUGGCUAUGUGGCGCUCCAAGAGCCGGGAAAACAGUCCUGUGUACAGCCGCAAUCGACCACGUGAAAGAGAAGCGAGGUACAGAGUCGACUAUAUAUGCUUAUGUAUCAGACUCCGCUGAAUUCUCUCCAUCUCAAUUGCUGUCAAAUUUCGCUUUACAGCUCCUCGACAAUCUUCGAAAAUGCAAGUCAUGUCUCCACGAACCAAUAGACUUGCAGCAAUUCAUAGGUGUUUCACGCAAAGAUGACAAAGAGAGAGAAAAAUUAGUCUCACAUUUGAUUAAGGCCCUCCCGGCCACAUACAUCUUCCUUGACGGCUUAGAUGGGGCUGAUCAUUACACUGUUCGACAGAACUCCAUGAGCCUAGCAAGUUACGAAAGAGGGCGCCCAGAACAGAACAUGAAGCGAGUUCUUAAUUUCCUCUGCAUUCUUACCGAGCAAUACAGUCCAAAGGUGCGGCUCUGGUGUAGCUCACAGUUUGAUUCUACGCGGCGACGAGCCUGGAUGAGUAAUUAUGAGAAGCUCACGCUGGAUUUCCAGCUUCAGCUGGAUGACACUAAGAGUGAUAUCGUAAAUUAUCUCUUAGAAUGCAUCGAGAGUACAUUUCCCUCAUUAGGUCGUGUUAAAAUCUUUCGACCUUUAUUACUGCAAGUAAUCAAGAUUCAAGGGAGCUUCUCGUGGGCAAGGCUCCUUCAUGAUGAAAUAGAGCAGCAGCCUGAUACAAAAAGCUUGAUGAGACUACUGGAAGAUGAAAAGCUUCCAGGGAGUAUCAAUAAGUACUACGAAAAGCAUAUCAACCGAAUUAAAUACCGCGAACGUGGGAGGGUAGAGCCGGCCCUUUGGAAAAUCGUGCUAUCAUUAGUGAUGUAUGCCAAAAGACCUCUUCUUAAGUCAGAAAUUAUUGAAGCAAUCGCUAUAUUAAGAACAGAGUCGGGAGAUCUCGAUCCUGAUUACAAGCCACGAGACGACAGCGUUUUGAACGCCUGUCAUCCCCUGGUGAAAAUAAUUACUCAAAGGGGAGAAAAGGAAAAUGAUCCGAUCAUCACGCUACAUGAUGGUGGCGUCCGUGAGUUUCUCGAGGGAAGCUUAGAAUUAAGAAGCGACCACCAUACGGAUGAUGAGCUUGUCGAUGCUGGCAUCUUCCGAGAUACUUGUAUUCGUUACUUAACGCAACCAAAGUAUGAGAAGUUCCUUAAAAAGAUCGAUACCGGCACUUUCAAGACUUGGGAGACGAAUGAAGACAUCAUAUCUCACAAGUUCUUGGGAUACUGCGUGAAAUACUGGCACCAGCAUUUUGACACUCCUUCGGCAGAGUCUCCACCGGAAGCCGAAUUCAAAAAGGUUAAGAAAUUCGUUGAAUCUACACACUUUGCCACUUGUGUGCAAGUACAAAGUCUGGUUGUCGAAGGGCACUUUGCUCAUCGAAUUGAUGACAUAACCGACCAAGCAGCAAGCACAAAACGAGUGUUCCCAAAUUGGCUCCUGAAGAGCGAACUGUUUAGACAAUAUUCAAUCUUUUCGAGCGAAUGGUCAGAAUUACUCCAAUCUGGAUUAACAUCAAAUCUUAAUGGCGAGCUGGAUAGGUGUAUAUGGAUGUCUUUGGGACACAAUCACUUUCUUUCGUCUCUACCUUGUCGAUAUGAGAGCUUUAUAUUUGCGACUAAGGAGACCGAGGCCAGCAAUUCAUCGCGCUGUUGGAUCCAAAAGUUGUCCCCAAAUCAUGAAUAUAUUACUUCAUGCUACUUUAAUACUUUGAAGUAAGUGCCCAUUUUUCUUACACUGGAAGAAGAAGCCCAAUUUUCUUUUGAUACCAACACUUAUGUUCUGGGAAAAGCCAUUCUAUUGAAAUCACGCAUUGGAGUCUUGGCGGCUCUGGCAAUAGCAGUCUUCAAACGUUGAUGUUCAAUCGCCAAGAUGUGUCGCUGGACUCUUAUCAGUUGCCCUGCUCUGCCUUCAUUCCGCUCAUCCCUAGUUUGUCCUGCCUGGAGCCUCCCUACAGCCUCUCAAUUUUCCCGAAUGCGUCAGUUAUGCGAGUUGGCUCAAAAUUAUUCGCUGGCGUAUAUCCCGAGGAGU
Molecule: messenger RNA, 2568 nt
Organism: Trichoderma harzianum CBS 226.95
Lineage: Eukaryota; Fungi; Ascomycota; Sordariomycetes; Hypocreales; Hypocreaceae
Exons: 5
Coding region: 187-2256 (689 amino acids)
Biological process (GO): nucleoside metabolic process
Molecular function (GO): catalytic activity
Source: RefSeq, a predicted model, not a curated record